Messenger RNA from Strongyloides ratti, 4275 nucleotides. RefSeq names its product Histone-lysine N-methyltransferase ASH1L. The transcript has a single exon. Gene Ontology annotation, cellular component: nucleus. Lineage: Eukaryota; Metazoa; Nematoda; Chromadorea; Rhabditida; Strongyloididae. Gene Ontology annotation, molecular function: protein binding; chromatin binding; histone methyltransferase activity. Bases 1 to 4275 code for a protein of 1424 amino acids. The record is from RefSeq and is a predicted model, not a curated record.
AUGAGUUACGAAGCAGUUCCAUGUAAAUUUAAAGGAAGAACAGAAGAUGGUGGAGAAGCUGAAUAUGUUGGUUUAUUUAUAAGACCUAGAAAUAAUGUAAAUACUAAUUUUGGUACUUCUAAUGAUCAAACACCUCAAAACCAUCAAAAUGGUAAUUAUUUUACUAAUAUUGCACCUAAACCUACUAAUAAUAAUUUACCUAAAAUUAUGCCAAAAAAAUCAAAUAGUACAUGUAAUAUUAGUAAUAAUUCAACAUCAACUAUUAAUAUACAAAAUUCACAUAAUAUGAUUGUACAAACGUGUUAUCUUCAAAAUGGAGGUAAUAUUUUAGGUUCUAAUAUUUCUCAUGGAUAUAGAGUUGUUACUCCACAAAGUAAUUUCUCAUGUCAAAAUAAUAUUAAUAGAGGAGGAGGAGGAGGUAUAAAUGAUGAUAUACAACAAAAUUUUAAAGAAAUUUCAUGUCAAAAUGGAAUUAAUGAUUCAUAUAUUUCAAUGUUACCAUCAUGUUCAUAUCAACAAACAUCUAAUUACCUCUCUCCAAAUAUUAAUAGUACAACAACUACUACUACAACAGCAACAACACCUCAAUAUGUACAUUCAACAGUAUCUCCACAACACCAAACAUCAAAUAGUAAUACUGGAAUAAUAACAUUAAAAACUGAGAAAUAUAAUGAAACUACAUCUCAUCAACGUAUAUCCCCAUCUUACACAUCUUCUGUUUCUUCUUCGUACUCACAUCAUCAAACUUAUGAUAAUAAUUCAUAUCAAAAUUCUAACGAUCACACUAUAACUAAUACAAAUCAUUCAAAAUCAAAUUAUGUUUUUGAACAACAAAAUGAUAUUUUAUCCGGUGCCGAAGGUUUACCUGAAUCUUCCUCUUCGCCUAAUGUAGUUUUUAUAAAUAAAAAUCAAGGACAAUUGUUUUGCAAUCAACAAUCAUCUAUUAAUAUUAAUGUAUCACAACAUAAUCCACAAUAUUUUAAUCAAAAUCAACAACAAUCUGGACAAAAUUGGUGUAAUAAUCCUACAACUACAACUAACAAUAUCAAUAAUAAUAAUCAACAAAUGUCUGGAACUCCAGAUAGUGGUAUUCAAAGUAUUGGUGGUUCACCACCAUCUAUUAAUGCUAUGACACCACCAAUGAAAUCACCUAAAAAUAAUGUUGGUAUACAAUAUUCUAAAACAGUUUGUGAUAAAAUAAUUAAAUUGGAUGGUAAAAGAAAGGAGGAUGAAGAUGACUUUUCUGAUAUGCCAACAUUAAUUCCUGUAACAUUGGAUUCUCAUAGUGAAUCAAUUAAUUAUAAUAUUGAUGAUUCAAUGCCAAAGUUACCCUUAGAUAGUCCUCCAAUACUUGCUAAACCUGAUAAUAAAUCUUUAAAUAAUUUAGGUAAAAAAAAUAGAAAAGGAAGAAAACGUGAACCAAAAAUAAAUAAUACAAGUCCAAUUAUUUCUAUAACACCUGGUAUGGCUCCAGAAAAAAUUGUUGAAACAUUAAAAAGUCAUUUAGAUUCUGAAACAUUCUUACAAUGUUCCAGUCUUAUUCAAGUAGAAAAAAAUGAAAAUAUAGAAAAAAAACGUAAAGAAAAUAAUGAUUUUAAUCCAAUGUUGACUGUUGGUAAAAAAGUUACAAGUCAAGAAAUUAUGGAAGAAUUUAGGAGAUUAAAAAGAAAUAAGUUAAAAGAAAAUUUUGAUAAUAUGGUGCCAAAAAUGGCUAAUGAUUUAGAGUAUUUAGAUUUUGAAAUAACAAAACCUAAAUACCAAAGUGCCUAUUGUAAUUCUCCAUUCCAAAAAAUUGAUUUAGCAUUAUGGAAAAAACAUGAAAAUGAAAGAUUGGAAAAAUUUAAAAAUUUCUUACAUUCUCUUAAAAAACUUCGUAAUGAGGGAACACUUCCAACAUCUAGAAGAAAUACUAAUACAAUGAAAAGACCAGCAACAUCAAUAGGAAAAAAUAUUAAAAGUAAAAAAAUUAAAAAAGAAAAUGAUGAAAUAAUUGGAACACCUAAAAUUAUUAAAUCACAAAUACAACCAUCAAAAAUAUCUUCUUCUUCCUCCUCCUCCUCAUCAUCAAAAGGAAUGAAUGGAAAAAGUAUUAUUUCAUUAAAAAGCAUACCAACAAGUCCUAAAACUAUAGCAUCAAAAAAUCCCCCAAGAUCAAUUGCCUCAAAACCAACACCUUCACGUACCGGUUCAAAACUUGUGUCUUCAAAAGUUUCUUCCAAAAUGAUGAAAGAAAAUAAUAGUAGUAAAUUAAGUGCUGAAACUUUUAUAAAAAUUCGUUCAAAUAUUAUUGUGAAUAAACCUCCAUUAUUACCUACACCAGAGGAGUGUGAAUGUGAUGCUGAUAUACCAUGUACAAGUUCAAGAACAUGCCCAUCAAGAGAAAAAUUUAUGGAAUGUACACAUGUUAGUUGUAAUUUAUAUUAUGAAUGUGAAAAUAGAAGAAUACAAAAAAAUCAACAAGUUCAUCAAUUACAACAUUAUAAAACAGAAAAUAAAGGUUUUGGUCUUCGUACACAUGUUGAUAUUGAAGAAAAUGAAUAUGUAUUAGAGUUUACUGGAGAAAUAAUUACAACAAAUAAUUAUAAAGAAAGAAAAGUUCAAGGAUAUGGUUUACAAUUACAGCCUGGUUUUAUUAUUGAUGGUGGUGGUAAAGGUAGUUUAGCUCGUUUUUUAAAUCACAGUUGUGAUCCUAAUUGUAAAAUAGAAAAAUGGAAUGUUAAUGGUAGUUAUCGCUUUGCAAUAUUUUCAAUCAAAAAAAUAUUAAUAGGUGAAGAGUUAACUGUAGAUUAUUCUGAAUAUUGGAUAAAAAGAAAAGAAGAUACAAUAUGCAAAUGUGAAAGUAAAAAAUGUAAAGGAAUCAUUCCAGGUGUAAGUAUUUAUCAAGAUUUAGAAAAAUUAACUUUUAAGAUCUCAAAAAAAGAAAAAAAUAUUGUCCGAAGUAGUAAUAUUUUUUUGAUAAGAAAUUGUAGAAAAAUGAUUCGUGAAAGAAAAAUAUUAGAGGGAAGAAUUCCUUUUGCAGAUAAAAAAUUAAAUAAAAUAUUUGAUUGUUUUGCACAAGUAAUGCUUGAAAAAGAAAAAUUUUCAAUAUUAAAAAUUAAUGAAAUAAAAAAAAUUGUUAUUGAUGGAAUGAGAGACGUUCGUUCUAAUUGUGCUAAAACAUUUAAUUGUAUUAUGAAAUAUGCUAUUUCUAAAUGUAUACGUAAUUAUUUAUCAGAGGAAAAAUUUAAUGAAAUUAAAGAAUAUUAUGCAUCUGCAAAAAGAACUAACAAAUAUUUUAAUCAUACUAGUUUAAUAAAUACUCAUACUACUGGAAGGAAAGAAAAAAAUGGUUAUAUAACUGAAUUUGAUUUAACUUAUUUAAAUUCAAAAGUACAAGUUGGUUCAUAUAAUCCUGAUCUUGUUAUAAUGAAGUCACAAGGUGAAGAUUCUGAUUGUGUAAGGUGUAUUUGUGGAAUUGUUGAGGAUGAAGGUGAGAUGAUUCAAUGUGAUAAUUGUUAUUUUUGGCUUCAUGGUGAUUGUCUAACUGGUGAAGUAAUGAAUGCUAAAGAAUUUAAAUGUAAAUUUUGUAAAGAAAAAAUUAAAUAUACACCACAAAUUGAUAUUCUUUUACAAAAUUUACCUGAUUUUACAAUACCUGGAUGUACUUAUUAUAAAACAAUGAUAAAUUCAAAUGGUUUACAAUUAAGAAUAAAUGGAACAGUAUAUGUAAAAGAUGACACUGUUUCAUCAUCAAAUGAUAAAAAAUAUGAUCGUGUAGAUCUUCGUCCAUUUCGUAUUGAAAGAAUAUUUACUGAUAAAACUGGUAAAAAAUAUUUUUAUGGUUAUUAUUAUGCAAGGCCACAUGAAACAUUUUGUGAUUCUUCACGAUUAUUCUUUAAAAAUGAAUUACUUCGUACACCAUUUUAUCGUACAGUACCUGUUGACUUAGCAGUUGGCCGUUGUCUAGUUCUUGAUCUCGAAACUUAUUGCCUUGGCCGUCCAAUAAUUCCUAGAUAUCAUGAAGAUGAUAUUUAUAUAAAUGAAUAUCAAAUAGAUGAAAAACAAAGAACUUUCCAAAAAAUUCCUCAAAAAGAAUUGUAUCUAAUUAACACUCAACCAUAUGCUUUUAAAAAAUUUCCUUCCAAAAAAGUUAUUAAACGAAAUUUUACUCCCUUUGUAGCAGUAAAUAAAACUAAUCAUACUAACAUCGAUUUUGAAGACAAUAUCAAUGUAGAAGAAAUAUUUAAAAAUAUAAGAAAUACAAAUAUUAAUGCAAUUCUUCAAAAAUUGCAUUAA